Molecule: messenger RNA, 3052 nt
Organism: Syngnathus acus (greater pipefish)
Lineage: Eukaryota; Metazoa; Chordata; Actinopteri; Syngnathiformes; Syngnathidae
Product: heterogeneous nuclear ribonucleoprotein U-like protein 2
Exons: 11
Coding region: 106-2139 (677 amino acids)
Cellular component (GO): membrane
Molecular function (GO): protein binding
Source: RefSeq, a predicted model, not a curated record
CCAAUCAGGUGCCGAGGUUUCAUAUUGAACCUUUGUUUUGGUCCGCGGAGUCUGCAAUUUCUCCACAACUAUAGCAUUCCACCUCAACUUUUGUACCCGGUAACGAUGAAGCUAUCCGAUAUUAAGAAACUUAAAGUGGCCGAACUUCGGUCGAGGCUCAAACAAGCCGGUUUGGACAGCCGAGGGCUUAAGGACGACCUUGUGGAGCGGUUGUGGUCUUUACUGGAUGACGACGGCCACAAAAGGAACACACACGAGCGCGACGUUCAACCACAAGUUCAACCCUCUCCUCCACCGGUAUCAGCCAGGACCCCAGAAAUUGUUGCGGCCUCCUCAUCCUCUCUACUUUUAUCCUCUUCCCACACGGAACCAGCCAGUGUCACCCCGCCGUGCGGAGCAGCAAACCAAACUCGAGAGUUCUCUGACUCGGCCACGCAAACGGAAGCUGAAAGCAUCCCAGGGUGUCCGUCACCUGUUGAUGAUGGCUGUCAAGCCGAGAAGAGCAAGCUGAAGCCGGUGGCGGCGGCAGAGGAGGAGCGAGGGCGAGCGUUUUACGAGUUUAAAGAGGAGAUACGGUACAAAAGAGCCAAACUACCACCAGCUCCACUGGAGGAAGAUGAGGCAAAAAAGGAAGAUGAAGAUGCACUCAAAUUGCAUUCAUACGACAGUCACCUGCACUUCCAAGUGGGCCCUGACGGCGCUUGCGGCCAGCCGCGAUUCUGGGAUAGAUUCCCUCUGUUGUGGUCCGGGUGCAGGCUCACCCACGGUGUGUCGCAAGGCAGGGUGGGCUUCGAGGUGAGGUUGGAGAGGAGGUUAUCGAACCCUCUGCCGGAUGGCCCGGAAAGCGACCAGUCCUACGGGAUGCGCAUAGGAUGGUCCUUGAUCCAAACAUCCCUACUGCUCGGAGAAGAAGCGUUUUCUUUCGCAUAUGAUGGACGUGCUAAGAAAGUCACGUGUGGGAGAGAAGAAGAGUUUGGGGAGCCAUUUUGUGAAGGAGACAUCAUUGGUUGUUAUGCCUCUUUUUCCACAGAUGGCGGCGUUCAGCUCUCCUUCCACAAAAAUGGCCGUUUUCUAGGAGUGGCCUUUUCCCUGGAUGCGUCCGAGCUUGGAGGACGUGCCCUGUUCCCUCACGUGCUCUGUAAGAGCUGUGCGGUUCAUUUGCUCUUGGAUCCCACGGCUCCCCCCUGGUACCCCGUUCCUCCGGGCUUCACCCCACUGGCGGCGAUCCCGGCCCGGCUGAGACAUCCCAACGCGACUGCGCCGAGCUCCAGAGCGCAGAGUGAGAUGUUGUUGAUGGUGGGUCUCCCUGGUUCCGGUAAGAGCCACUGGGCCAGAGCUCACAUACGGCAGAAUCCGGAGAAAAACUACAAGCUGUUGGGCACCGAGGAGCUGCUCUCGUGCAUGAUGAGCGGGGGUGCUAGGGAACGCCGGCUGCAGCAGGCCGCCUUGUGUCUGACCGAGUUAAUCAAAAUAGCCGCUCACACGCCAGGCAACUACAUCCUUGACCAGUGCAACACUCUCUUCUCUGCACAGCGUUACAAGCUGCAACUGUUCUCCGACUUCGGGCGGCGCGCAGCAGUUGUGCUUUUUCCCUUGGCGAACGAGUGGAAAAGAAGACUGUCAAACCACCGAAAGGACGGUGACUACAUUCCCGAGACUGCCCUGCUCAAACUCCAAGUCAGCUGCAGUCUUCCCGAGGAGCUCGCAGACAUCUUGGACGAAUUGCGCUACGUGGAGCUGGAGCAGGAAGCGGCGCAGGCGCUGCUGCAGGAGUACAAAGACGAGGCCCGACGGCUGCUGCCGCCUGUUCCCAAAUCAGAGAAACCCAAGAAGUAUCUGCUGAAGAAAAGACCGCACCCGCACGGGCCUCCUCUUCCACCUCACUGGAUCGGGACAAGCGGAUUGAACAGCUGGAAUAACAUGCAGUGUUGGAGCCAGCAUGUAAGUACAGAUUAUGUCAGGACUUCCAGAUUUAGCAAGCAAUCAGAGUUGAUUUUAUGUUGUCUUACUUUUCACAGUGGAAUGUGCCUUAUGACCAAACCGUGUACUACUGCAGUGGCUAUGAUGGCUACUCAUGAAGAACCGGAAAGGAAAGAUAAUAUUAUGCAAUCACUGCUUUCAACAAUCAAACUGGAUUAAUAUUAACAACAAAACUGCCUUUUCCCUAAAGUGCCGAUUGGGUUUUUAUUGUACAAUGUGGAAUCGUAGAUUGAAUGCUCUUUUAAAAAAAAAUCUCAGAUUGAAUAAGAUCCUAACUGUUCAGGCUUCACCGUCUGGAAAAGCAGCACAGCUCCCUUGGCGGAAGGACACAGCUCCGACCACAUCGGACUGCUUCCGUUCAGGCGCAACGUCUCCUGUUUAGAAUGUAUUCAAUUUGAACUUUUUGUAAAGAGUUGGGUUUUUUUAAAGUCAGGAUUUCUCACCGCUCUGCUGAGGAACACGAUGUCUGUAGAUUCAUUGGCCUCCGCUCCUCCUUUCCAGUACAACUCUCGGACUUUGUCGGAUGACAGCGAACAACUCAGGACACAAAAGACAAAAGUGAAACUUUUACUAAACCAGAUCUCAGGACAUGCUUGAGAGGACAGCAAGGACUGGGAAGUUGGACACGUUGUGAAUUGAAAACAAAAGUCAAGAUUGUCCAUCCAUCCAUUAUCUCUUUGGAGACUCCGACUAACCAAGAAAAUAUAUGGCAAAGGAAUACAAUCUGGUUUUAAUGGCAAUUUGUCAUUAGGGCGGUGCCCCACCCGAUGGCAUUAAUCUUUCUUCAAUUGAUGUGAAACUUUGUUAAAAACAUGGAUGGAAAGAGUACCUCUAAGGACUCUUAAAAUACUCCAUAGCCAUUCAAUUCAAGAAGAAUCAACCAAUUUUUAAGUACAUAACCUAUUCUGCUACCUAGACUCUUCUCACAAAUAUCGUUCCAUUUAUGCUAUUUAUUAUCAUUAUUUUUGUAGUUUAAGUAAUACUGUUUGACACUUUGUGGUAAUUGUGAUAUUGACUUGAAAGCUCCUUGUUGGAUCCAACAUUAAACCAGCCAAAAUCCAGUCAAAAAAAA